Molecule: messenger RNA, 876 nt
Organism: Paramecium tetraurelia
Lineage: Eukaryota; Ciliophora; Oligohymenophorea; Peniculida; Parameciidae
Exons: 1
Source: RefSeq, a predicted model, not a curated record
AUGAUAAAAUUAAAAAAUUCUGAAGCUCAAAAGACUAAGUCUAUUUUUAAAUUUACUCAAGCUGUUUCUGAUCCAAAUAUACCAUUAGAAGAGGUUUCAAAUUCAGGACCAUAGACUCAUUCUAACAAAGAAAUAGAGAUUGACAUAGAUUAAUUGAGUUAUUAGAAGUUGUUUUCUUCUAAUGAAAUAGAUUAAGAAAUUGAUUUCUUUGAUUCUAGAUAAUCUAACUCUUAAAUGGGAGUGAGUCCUGGUUUGUCGAUUACGUCAUAUGAUUUAGAAUAAACAGACAAAGCUCUAGAAAUUUAACCAUAUGGAAGUGUUUCAUACAACUAAAGGGAGGUGCCACAAAUAGUUUUGGCUCUAAGAAAGCGUAGACCUGCUCAAAUUUAAAUUGUUUAGACAAUAUAGUAGAAUUAAGAAUCUUGCAAAACUUUAUCUAAUUUUUCGUUACCUGAUUUAUCGCCUAUGCAAACCAAAAAGUUGCAAGUAAAAUCAGUUAUGGAGUUCUCAUUAUUUGAUAAUGAUGAGGAAGAAAUCUAUAGUGUAUUUGAAGACGAAUUCAACUAUUAUGGGACAUUACCAUAAUCAAAAAUAGAUUUUUUGGAUAAUUUGCAUAAAUUUUUAGUUUUAUAUAAGAUGAGAUCAGGAACAUUCCCAAAACAACGUGAAAACUUAGAAAAUGAAAUGAUAAUAUCUAUUGCAAUGAAUUUAUCUAAGGUUGACAAAUAGCUUUUUAAACAAUAUUUUCCGUCUAAAAAAGUCUUUUUCGAUGAUGAAAAUGACUAUACAAGAAUUAAGAAAGUUAAACGACAACAAAAGAGACAACUUACUUUACUUGGGACUCCUGAUUUUCAAUACAUAAAGGACGAUAGAUGA